GAGGAGCAGCUUCAGUCCUCCCUCCUCGGUGACUGCAGUGUGUGGUGAACUCCUCAUACCAAACAUGAAGCUGUCAGGACUGCUGCCUGUGUUUCUCCUCCUGUGGGCCGACCGGAGCAGCUCCGGGAUCCAGUCCCACCCCAAACCGUCCUGCCGGUACCCGCCGUCUCAGUGGUGUCGGUCCCUGGAGAUAGCGAUAGCAUGCAAUGUUCAGAAGCAAUGUAUGGAAGUGAAUGCUACCAGAUCCUACCAAGCUGUUCCUCCAGUAUCUGUCACUCUGUACUAUGAGAGUCUGUGUCCGGCCUGCAGAGUCUUCAUCACCCAGCAGCUCUUCCCCACCUGGAUGAUGCUGCAGGACAUUAUGACCGUCACUCUGGUCCCCUACGGGAACGCUAAGGAGCUUCCUUCAGCCAACUCUCCCUUCACCUGUCAGCAUGGAGAGCCUGAAUGCAGAGGAAACAUGAUCGAGGCCUGUAUCAUCCAUUUAACUGGACAUACAGCAUUUCAGAUCAUCUACUGCAUGGAGUCGGCUGUAGAUGUUCUCAACGCAGCCCAGCCUUGUCUCCAGCUGUACGCGCCCUCCGUCACCUGGUUGAGUGUCGACUCCUGUGUGAGGGGAAGUCUGGGUCACCAGCUGAUGCACGCCAACGCUGUCAUGACCAGAGCGCUGAACCCCCCCCACACACAUGUCCCCUGGGUCACCUUCAAUGGGGAAUACACAGAGGAGAAUGAGGACAAGGCGAUGUCGUCCCUUUUCAGUUCUGUUUGCCAACUCUACAAGGGUGUGAAGCCUCCAGCCUGCACAGGAGCUCCGGUCAGACUGAACAGAGGCUUCUGCUGAACUCGACAAAACCAACUUCAACAUGUGUGAAAACAGUAAAUCAUAACCUACAUAAUGUACCAAAUAACAGCAUAAAAAACAUGUUAACAUAUAUUUAGUUUGUAGUUUAUAACAACAGUGUGGAUGUGGAAUAUUAUUAUUAUUAUUUUUUUUUUUUUUUUUAAAGGGGCCUCUUGGGAUUUGAUUGUAAAUU
This is a messenger RNA of Epinephelus fuscoguttatus (brown-marbled grouper), 1034 nucleotides long. It is a transcript of the gene ifi30b, whose product is annotated as gamma-interferon-inducible lysosomal thiol reductase. Lineage: Eukaryota; Metazoa; Chordata; Actinopteri; Perciformes; Serranidae. Bases 65 to 841 code for a protein of 258 amino acids. The record is from RefSeq and is a predicted model, not a curated record. Gene Ontology annotation, cellular component: lysosome. Gene Ontology annotation, molecular function: oxidoreductase activity, acting on a sulfur group of donors, disulfide as acceptor. The transcript is spliced from 7 exons.